UGCUUCAACUGCUCGCUUGGGUUCUGUUCUCUUUGUUGCAUAUAUGAUUCUCUUCCCCUCCUUGAUCAAGGUAAUGUACUCGGCGUGACUAAUUUUGGAUCUCCGUUACAGUCAACUUGGCGGUGAGCACCAGGUGUUUGAUGUUUUGCCGCUGAGGAAAAGCUUUUCUAUAACCAGCUCCUGAUGAAGAAGCAACUGGCUCAAAUAUCCAAAUUUCAAUGUGGGUAUUGGAAUCUCUUCUGCCUGUAAACUUCUGAGGACUACAAUGGAUGCAGACAUUUUGAUAUCUUUGAGAUUAUUUGGGUUCAAAAUGAGUUGCUUUCCCAACAGACUCAGGUUGCACAAGCUGUCCCGGAAACUGAAGAUUCCAGGAUUGACACUACAACUGCAGAAGAAGCUGUCAGGAUUCGCUUCACAACUCUGGCUAUCAAGAGGGACCAAAAGCUGCCCAAAUGGGAAGAGCAUACUAUCAUUGCUCAAUCUAUUAGCCUCCAUGAUCCUGGCACUAUCCACGCGAAACCGGUCAGCAAUCGAUCGAAUGGAGUCGCCCCACGUCACCAUGUACCCCAACAGGGACACCACACCACUGGCAGCCUGUUGCUCACUCGGGCAAGCACACCUCAACGGAACAUUCAGCUCCGAACCAACAUCAAGCCGGUCGAACUCGUAGUAAUUCUGCCCUGCCA
Molecule: messenger RNA, 686 nt
Organism: Linum tenue
Lineage: Eukaryota; Viridiplantae; Streptophyta; Magnoliopsida; Malpighiales; Linaceae
Source: the annotation of a GenBank genome assembly